Messenger RNA from Gastrolobium bilobum, 2445 nucleotides. Its product is annotated as G-type lectin S-receptor-like serine/threonine-protein kinase At4g27290. Gene Ontology annotation, molecular function: protein serine/threonine kinase activity; ATP binding. Lineage: Eukaryota; Viridiplantae; Streptophyta; Magnoliopsida; Fabales; Fabaceae. The transcript has 7 exons. Bases 1 to 2445 code for a protein of 814 amino acids. Gene Ontology annotation, biological process: recognition of pollen; protein phosphorylation. The record is from RefSeq and is a predicted model, not a curated record.
AUGGCAAGCUAUGAGGGAUUUGUUCUGUUCUCUCUCCUAUUCUCCUUCAUUCCCAUGAUCAUUUCCCUGAGGAGUAUCACUCCAGACAUAUCCAUCCAUUACAAUGAGACCCUGGUUUCUGCAGCUGGAACUUUUGAAGCUGGAUUCUUCAGCUUGAGGAAUUCACAAAGCCUAUACUUUUGUAUAUGGUACAAGAACUUAACACCUAGGACAAUUGUAUGGGUAGCCAACAGAGAUACCCCACUUGAUAAUAACCCAACAGCAAUUUUCAAAGUCACUGAUGGAGGAAAUCCAAUUAUACUUUAUGGUUCUGGGACCAUAGUCUGGUCCUCCAAUGCUUCAAUCACUGUACAGAUGCCAGUUCUAUUGCUCUUAGACACAGGAAACCUUGUUGUACAAAAUGGAAGUAGCACUGGGAACAUUGUGUGGCAAAGUUUUGAUUAUCCUGGUGACACUUUACUCCCAGGGAUGAUACUUCAUCUUAAUAGAGUUAGUGGUGUGUAUAAUUCUCUGACAUCUUGGAAAAACACAGGAGAUCCAUCAAGAGGUGAUUUUUCAUACCACUUAGUUGGUCAUGGUUUUCCUCAGCUAGUUAUUUCGAAAGGAUCAACAUUAUUAUACAGACUAGGCUCUUGGAAUGGGUUUUUCUUCAGUGGGAUUCCUUGGGAAACACUUUAUAGUUACUUUACUUUCUCUUUUGUGUUAACUGAGCAGGAAGUUCAUUUUCACUAUGAACCCUUAAAUAGUUCAAUCGUUUCAAGAUACAUGAUCACACCAACAGGUGCUGUGCAACGUUUCCUGUGGUCAUAUCAGACAGAAACCUGGCAACUUUUCCUAUCUGGCCCUGUGGAUCAGUGUGAUAAUUAUGCCUUUUGUGGUGCAAACUCUGAAUGCAAUGUUAAUAACUCUCCACAAUGUGAAUGCCUCACAGGUUACACACCCAAAUCUCCAGAAAAAUGGAAUUCAUUAGAUAGGACUGAUGGGUGUGUUCGGAAGGUAAAUUUGGAUUGUGAUAAUAGAGAUGGAUUUCUUAAGUAUACAGGAAUGAAGUUGCCAGACACAUCUUCCUCCUGGUUAGAUAAGAACAUGACUCUUCAAGAAUGUGAGAUACAAUGCUUAAAAAACUGCAGUUGUAUAGCCUAUUCAAAUUUAGAUAUUAGAGAUGGUGGAAGUGGUUGCAUGAUUUGGUUUAAUAACAUCAUGGACAUGAGGAAAGAAAACUCUGAAGGGCAAGAGAUUCACAUAAGAGUGGCUGCUUCAGAAUUAGAUAAUUCAAAGAAUAACUCAAACAAGAAAAAGCUAGCAGGGAUUCUGGGAGGAGUUGGGACACUCAUCUUGGGCAUCACAAUAGCUGGAUAUGUCUUGUAUCUGAAGAGGAAGAAACUUAGGAAGUCAGGUAAGGACACAGUAAUAAACAAGGAGGAUGAUAUUGAGAAAUAUGAGAAGGAAAACAUUGACUUGCCAACGUUUGAUUUUUCAACCAUUUCUAAUGCUACUGAUCAGUUCUCCCCCAGUAACAUAUUGGGAGAAGGUGGAUAUGGACCAGUUUACAAGGGUGAACUAAAUGGGAGAGAGAUUGCUGUCAAGCGGCUUUCCUUGAAAUCUGGACAAGGACCACAAGAAUUCAAAAAUGAAGUUUUGUUGAUUGCCAAUCUUCAGCAUAGAAAUCUUGUGAAGCUUCUCGGUUGUUGCAUUCAGAGUGAUGAAAGAAUCCUAAUCUAUGAAUACAUGCCUAAUAGAAGUUUGGACAAAUUCAUUUUUGAUCACAUAAGAAGCAAAGAAUUGGAUUGGAAUAAACGUUUACAUAUCAUAAGUGGGAUUGCUCGAGGGCUUGUGUAUCUUCAUCAAGAUUCUAGACUAAGGAUCAUCCACAGAGAUCUAAAAACCAGUAAUAUUCUUCUAGAUAAUGAUAUGAACCCAAAAAUAUCAGACUUUGGAUUGGCUAGAGCUUUUGGUGGUGAUCAUGCUGAGGCCAAUACAAUAAGAGUAGUGGGAACUCAUGGCUAUAUGCCCCCUGAGUAUGCAGUGUAUGGAUCUUUUUCGGUGAAGACUGAUGUAUUUAGCUUCGGUGUUAUUGUUCUGGAGAUGAUUAGUGGGAGGAAGAACAGAGAAUUUUUUGACACACAACAUAAUCUUAACCUUCUUGGAUAUGCAUGGAGAUUGUGGAGUGAGGACAGACCAUUGGGGCUGAUAGCAGAUACCCUUAGUGAUUCAGUUAUUGAGGUUGAGGCAUUAAGAUGUAUCCAGAUAGGGUUGCUGUGUGUGCAAGAGAGACAAGAUGAUAGGCCAGACAUGUCAUCUGUUGUUCUAAUGUUGAAUGGUGAGAGAGCAUUACCUAAUCCAAGACAACCCGGGUUUUAUCCACAUGAAGUUGUCUCUUCCUCAAGUAAACAUGAACUGUCUUCAACAAAUGAAGUUUCCAUUUCAUUGUUACAGCCAAGAUAG